UAACGUACUCGUCAUCGUCCUCUGCGCCUGCCCAAUCGUAUCGCGCCCCAGGUCCUCGCGCAAUGCAAGCCGACGGCUUCACAGGCACCGAUCUGAAAACAAACGGACCCCGUCGUCUGGAAAGGAGAUGCAGAUGGGAGUUGUCGAGCUCGUCGCUCGACACGUCUUAUCGCUAUCUGGCUUCGACCGGCUUUGACUGCAUCGAUAACCGCAGCCGAUGACAAACUUAAAGGUGGACCGGCCAUCGACACGACGAUCCCUUCUCGCCAUCUCUUCGCUGUUCAGCUCUGCCACACUGCGCUCGCACUGAUCCGCAUCGUGCAUCUGGUCUCCCUGCCCGCUUGACUUCUUGCUGUGUUCGAGUUCGUCGAUGCUGGCUACCGAUCAAAUUCUUGCGGACAUAAAGUGCCGACGCGAGCUACGUUAUACGAUAUACCUAUUGCGCGCUGGGGUGACUGCCUCGGACGGAAACGGAUGAAGCAAGGGAGCGUGUCCGUUGUCGAAGUCGCAUGGGCGCUCAGAAGCAGCUCAGAAGCCGCUGUGAGUUCAUGGGUGCGUUCCAGCUCAGCGCCCCUGUACAUUACCGGGGCGCAGAUCAGGUUGGUCCAUCGAGAAUGGGGACAGUUGGCGAGGGGUGAGCGGGAUGGGAUCCUGAUAUGUCGAGGGCCCUGAGACAGGAAUCGGGUACAUGAGCAUCGCUUUGUGCGUAUAAUACGACGAUCCGGGAAUGACAGUCCGAUUUCGUGCGCACUGAUGUCGGUGGACGUCGGGAGCUGCCAAGAUCGUUACGUGGGCUGCCGGGCCGUCGUGGUCGAGGGAUUCGGUGGAGGACUGGGAACCGUUGGUUUGUCGUAGUGGCCCUUGGGCGGGUGUCACUUGAUGAUCAUGCAAGUGUGCGCCGGGGUCAGAUGAGUGUGGGGAUAUGCUGUGGGAUGGAGGCUGAAGCAUUCACCCGCCCCGUCUUUGAUCAGCCGUCUGCGCUGGGGAGAUCACCUCCAGUCAGCUGGUAGCGCUACGCCCGAUAUGGCCCAUCGCCCCUUACCCGGUUGGAUGAGGUAAGCGCCCUUGUAAUAAGCUCAUCCUUGUCGUCGGCCAGUCCGCGUUCUCUCUCGCCCCACCUUCUCGACCCCGACCCCGUCGCCAUCAUGUCCCACCUCGAGAAGGCCCAACCCGAGCUCGCGACUGCCAACCCCCCGCCCACCAACGGUCACUCCGCCCCCGGCCGCAACCUCUACUACCGCCAGCUGGGCGACCCUGGUCCUCUUGGUCUGUACGGCUUCGCGUCAACGACCUUCAUCCUCUCGAUGUAUAACGUCCAGGCCCGCGGCAUCAACACCCCCAACGUCGUCAUCGGCAUGGCCCUCUUCGUCGGGGGCCUUGCGCAGUUCGUCGCAGGCAUGUGGGAAUUCGCAACCCAGAAUACCUUUGCGGCCACUGCGUUCACGAUGUACGGCGGAUUCUGGAUGUCGUUCGGGACGAUUUUCAUCCCCGGCUCCGGUAUCCUCACUGCCUACACGGACCCUAACGAGCUCAACUCCGCGCUCGGCAUCUAUCUGUGGACAUGGUUCAUCGUCACGUUCCUACUCCUCGUCGCCUCUCUGCGGAGGAACUUAGGCCUCGUCGUCCUCUUCUUCUUCCUCACCAUCACCUUCGCGCUCCUCGGCUCAGGAAAAUUCUCAACCGCUCACGCCGUCGCGCUCGACAAGGCCGGAGGCGCCUUCGGCAUCAUCACUGCGUUCAUCGCAUUCUACGUGGGAACCGCAGAGAUGCUCAACGACCGCGCUCAAUCGUGGCAGUUCGAAAUACCGACGGUCGAGGCGAAAGCAGAUGUAACGCCAGAGAUGGAGAUACAAACUGGGGUCGAGCCCGCGGCCGAGGCGAUACCGUACGCGGACCGCGUCGUGACCCACAGCAAGCUGGGAGUCUGGGACUGGUACGAGGAGGUCGAUCCCGGUCGUGACCAGGUCCCGAUCAUUUCGCGCUUCAAGAAGUCCUAUGCCGACCUCGCGGGGUGUUUCCCGUACGUCGUCCGGAUGUUGAAGGACGUGCUGAGUAUCCCAGGAUGCAAGUCGCGCCUUGUGGUAUACGGGGCGACGGAACUGGGGCUUGCGCUGGUUCCUGCAGCAUCCAUCUGGUAUGGACAUCAUCUCCAAUUGGUGGAAGUACCUGUCACAACACGCACGGUAGACACUGAGCUGCUGUUGAAGAUAUGCGCGGGGCGCAUCGCGUGCACGAUCGCAAACAUGGUCCUCGGAGAGCUUCACCGCCGCGCCCAAAAGACACUCAACGCCCGCAUCCGGCGCUGGUUCGCGAUGCGCGCGUUCGAAGCGAACGCGCGGCUCGACGUUCCGACCUUCAACCUGCCCCCGGUGCAGGCCCAGCUCGCCGCGGCGAGUGGGGGAAGCUACCAUUCUGUCGUGUGGCAGACGAUGCAGAUGGGGAUGGAGAUCGCCAGCACUGCGCCAAGGCUUGGAUCGCAGGUGUAUGCGCUGUUGCGCACGUUGCGGACAGACGGCGAUGGGAGGAUCAUGAUGCUGGUCACGCUUCUGGCGGAAACGGUGUCGAUGUUGAGGGAUCUCAGCAUCUUCUCGACGGCGGACACUGCGAUCGCCGUCAUGACGAAGUCUGUGGAGUACCUGAAGAUGAGAGCAUGGGACAUGAUAGUCAGUGAGCAAAGCACCGGAAGGAACUCGUUGCAGGCAAUCUCCAAGAACACGCUAUUGAGGAGUACAAGAAGGCGUCGGACGUGGUAGAAGACAACGACGGCAAUUGGAGAGACCUGCGAUACGAAUCGGUUGCCGGCCUGAGCGGUCGUUCCUGGUACACCUCGAUGGCAUUCGCCCAUAUCCCCCAGCCCGACAUCAGAUUGCGUUUACCCUUCGAGCCGCGCGAGAUCCCGCGCGUCUGCCAGGAGUUCUUACUGAGCUCAACCUCGUACAGAGCGCCGCGAAGAGCUUCGCAUUCUCAAUGUAUGAGGUGGUCGCGAAAUGCUAUCAACUGCAGUGGCACUUUUCAACGAUCCGCGAUGUCUAUGAAGUCGAGAAAAUGUCAAUGUCGUCUCUGACGGGACAGACGCGUUGCCGCAGGGAGCGGCGCAAUUUUUCUCUGGAAUCGCAUUGAAAUUUAGGAACGUGUCGUUCAAGUACCCUGGCACCGACCAACAUGCCCUUCGCAAUGUCUCUUUCCAGCCUGCUCCCAGGCCAGCUCUGUGUCCUGGUAGGGUCGAACGGAGCUGGCAAGAGUACAAUCCUCAAACUCGCGGUGCGCCUAUACGACCCCGAAGACGGUCAAGUCUUGCUUGGCGGCCAGGACGUCCGCACGCUCAAGCUCAGCGAUCUUCGCCAGGCCAUAUCCGUACUGUUCCAAGAUCACACGCACUUCCCGCUAUCUUAUGACAGAUCCGCGAUAACAUCGCGCUUGGCGACCCUUCUAAAGCUGACGAUGCGGAGCAUGUGCGUCUAGCUGCGCGUCUCGGGGGCGCGGAGCGGUUCGUUGAAAAGAUCCCGGAUGGUUUCAAUACCUGUCUACUGCGCCCUGCACCAGACUAUGUUUCUGGUCCUCCCGAAGGCAAUAAGACGCUCUCGGGGAAGCCAUUCGAUGUGUGCGCAGUUCGCGCGGCGGCGGGUAUCAAGGCGUCCAUAACGCCGUCGGAGCUCAGCGGCGGACAGAUGCAAAGGCUCGCUGUCGCAAGGACGUUCAUGCGUUCUGUGGUGGCGGAUGAUGCAAAAGUUGGCCUGUUACUGUUCGACGAGCCCAGCGCUUCAUUGGAUCCUGCAGCAGAACAUGACCUGUUUGAACGACUUCGUGAGUUGAGGGGUAACAAGACCAUGGUGUUCUCAUCGCACCGCUUCGGCAACCUCACGAGACAUACCGAUUUGAUAUUGUACAUGGAAGAGUCGGGUGUGGUAGAGUCCGGGACGCAUGAUGAUCUGUUACGGAAGGAAGGCGAGUACGCUCGGCUUUGGAAGCUGCAGGCACAGGCGUUUAUCUCGUAAUCUCCCGUCCCACCCGGUUUUGUGGCCCAUCUUUGUGUUAUUGACCACUGCAUCCGUGUCUUUGACCUUGACCUGGGCCUGGAGACUGCCUUGCUGGUUGUGACAUAGUCGGGAAUCGAAAUGGCUUCCUGGAGUGCGGCCGUCUCUUGUCGACUCCGUGCUUCUCUGCUGUCAGUGCCACCGGUUUGAUCCGGUAUUUGUGUCUCCGAGUCGGAUGCACACGUCGUCUGGAUUGCAACUCGACCUUCCUCGAGGCUUCCUGCGCAGGCUGUAUAUGCAACGCCGGCGGCAUUUGUGGCUUUCUAGCCUUCCCAAAUGAGUCACAACCGGCCAAGGCAGUGCUACCUCUCCCAGGCCUUUGGAAGCAUCCCAGCAGUUAUUGGUCGAUUUACCGCAUGUGAAGCAUCCUGAUCCCCGGCAUAGCUCAUGGGGACAGCCAUGCGGCGGCUCGUUAUGUAUUGGUCGUCAUGAUAUAUAUACCGAACGCAGUUUGGCGACGAAUGCAAACCUGAUCAUGCCAGCGACACUUUGUAAAUCGACCAACGAGAAGGCGCACCUGAAUGAGAAGAUCCCCAACGGCGGCGGCAGCACGACCCCACCUUCUAUCCGCCGCGCACACAUAGGAGUCUGGGACUGCUACGAGGCCGUAGACGAUGAAGGCCCUGCUAUUCCUUUUGCGUCCUUAUAUUCAAAGUACAACGACGCCGUGGAAUGCGUUCCGUACAUCGUCCGCAUGAUCAAUGAUGUCCUCAGCAUUCCAGGAUGCGCGCUGCUUGUGUUCGCAUACGCGGCCACCGACCUCGUACAGGCGUUUCUUCCUGCAAUCUCUAUCUGGUUCCAGGGUCAACUCUUGCAGAUCACCCAAGUCGCCAUCGACACCCGCACUGUCGACAAGGCGCGCCUGUUUAAGAUCUGCGCAGGCCGCAUUGCCUGUAGCGUCGUCGGCAUCAUUCUCUAUCGCGUGCGUCGUCGCGUCGGGAAUCCGUUGAACGCGCGCAUCCGGCGGUGGUACGCGCUGCACUCGUUCCACUCGCGAGCGCGACUCGACCUGCCCACGUAUGCGCAGCCGGCGGUGCAGCGGCAGGUCGGCGACGCGUCAGACAACAUGUGGGGCCAGACAGUCGUCUGGCAGACGCUUGAGCUUGCGACGGACAUCGUGAGCGCGGCGACGCAGCUCGCGGCUUCGUCCGCGGUGCUGUUCCAGGUGCUGAAGGACCACCAGGACGGGAGUGUUCUAGCGUUGUUGACUUUGUUUGGGGAGACGUACUAUUGGCUAUCGCAGUUCAACACGUUCAGGACUACCAGAGUGUGGCUUGCAACGACUUUCAACCAGGAUUAUAUGAAGAUGCAAGGAUGGAAGAAGGCAGUGAGGGAUUUGCUCCAUCGGAAGGAGUUCGUCGCAGGUGGCUUAGCUGGAUAUGCGACCGCAGAGUUCCAGAAGGCCGCGGAGCGCGUAGGAGAUAUGGACGCAGACUGGAACGAAGUCGAAGACCAGAUUCUGAAUAGAUCAAGUGCAUGGACCAUGCUGAAGGAGCCCUUGACGCAUCUGCCUCAGAUCUACUUCACGCUCCGCGCUGCCCAGGCGCCUGCUAGCAUCCCGCUCUCACUCGCCUCUCUCAAUCUGAUCCAGAGCGCGACCGAUAGGUUUGCGUUCACUGUAUACGAGAUCAUACGAAGGACACAGUCUGUCGGGCACCAGCUCGAGUCUGUGAAAAAACUGUACGAAGUCGUCAACAUCCCGAACCUCGUCAAGGAUGGAACUAAACCAUUCCCGGAGGAUCAGAACCAGAUUAGGUCGGGCAUCGAGCUCGAGUUCCGGAACGUGUCUUUCAAAUAUCCGGACACGGAGAAAUGGGCGCUGAGGAGCAUCUCGUUCAAGCUUCUCCCGGGACAGCUUUGCGUCAUUGUCGGUGCGAACGGUGCCGGGAAGAGCACGAUACUGAAACUGACGACGCGCUUGUACGACCCCGACGAGGGAGAGAUCUUCUUUGGCGGGCACGACAUCCGCACCCUCAAGCUCGACGACCUCCGACGCGCGAUCACAGUGCUCUUCCAGGAUUACACCCUCUUCCCGCUCUCGAUUCGGGACAACAUUGCUCUCGGGGACCCUGCCUCGACCAACGCUUCCACCUCUGACGUAGACGAGCGCGUCGAGCGCGCGGCACAGCUCGCAGGCGCCGACGGGUUCAUCGCGAAGCUGCCCGACGGGAUGAAUACGUACCUAGACCGGCCGGUCGACGACGAGUACUCGCCCGCAGUGGAGGGCACGAAGAGGUUCUCGGGCCGGACGGUGGACUACGAGCCGCUGAGGACCGCCGCGGGGAUCAAGAGGGCGGGCGCGGUGGCGGGGCUGAGCGGGGGCCAGAUGCAGAGGCUUGCUGUGGCGAGGACGAUCAUGCGGUCGGUCGUGAAGGAGGACGAGGGGGUGGGCAUGCUGUUGUUCGACGAGCCGAGCGCUUCGCUCGACCCUGCUGGCGAGCACGACCUGUUCGACCGCCUGAGGGAGCUGCGGGGAAGCAAGACGAUGGUGUUCUCGUCCCACCGGUUCGGGAACCUGACGAGGCACGCGGAUCUGAUUUUGUAUAUGGACGAGACGGGGAUCGUCGAGUCGGGCACGCACGACGAGCUGCUGGGAAAGAAGGGCGAGUAUGCGCGGCUAUGGACGCUCCAGGCUCAGGCGUUCAUAUAGACGUUAGUUUGACCGAGGAGAUUGUAACGACAUGGGUUUUUUAUGUGUUACUCUUGACAGCUUUCCAUAGAUGUGAGACACUAUACUUGGACUUCAUGCAGACCACGAGAGGAGAACGGUGGCUUAUCGGUUGAAUUCCCAUGGAUACGGCAUGUCGACAGUAUCGCAGAUUUACGACCCAAUUGUGCGAUGUACGUUUCUUCCAAAUAAAGUCAACUGGCUCGAU
Dichomitus squalens LYAD-421 SS1 is the source of this 6910-nucleotide messenger RNA. RefSeq names its product HlyB/MsbA family ABC transporter. The transcript has 26 exons. The record is from RefSeq and is a predicted model, not a curated record. Gene Ontology annotation, molecular function: ATP hydrolysis activity; ABC-type oligopeptide transporter activity; ATP binding. Lineage: Eukaryota; Fungi; Basidiomycota; Agaricomycetes; Polyporales; Polyporaceae. Bases 4510 to 6684 code for a protein of 724 amino acids.